CAAAAUGGCUACAAUGGUUCGAUGCAAGCUGGUGAAAAAAUAGUAAAAUCGAAGAAGUUUGGUUUUUUAAAUAAUUAAUAUUGAUUUUAACUAGUAAAACUGUGACUUGUGCUGGCUGGUGAAUUGAAAUAUUAGAAAACAAAACAUGUUUUCGUUUAGAAAAGACUUUUGAAAUUUGAGAAAUAUGUCAUGAGACCAUUUAUAAAUAUGCUUGUGUGAGUGCAUACUUUUGCAUGAUGUUCGAAAAAUGUAGUUUGCUGGCGAACCCUGUAAAGUAUCGAACGCAACACUGGUAACUCUGUGUCGAAAAGUGCUUGUAUGAGAAAACAAAAUGGCGACUUUCGACAAAUGACUUGUGAAUGGGAGACAAGAACGACGUGAAAUUUUUUUUGUGUUGAGUUGGAGAAAAAAAAUUUUAAUUUUUUCAAAAAGUGAAUUUUUCUGAAAAAUUAUUAGAAAUUUUUAGAAUUUAGUGUGUAUUUAAUGUCUGCAAUAAGAAUAAAGCGAAUGCAGCGUGAAAAAUAUCAUGAACCAGGAACACAAUGAAUCCUUUAACAGUAUAGGAUCGGGAGAUAAUGAUGAUACCCGCGAAGAACAUCAUGGUUCAGGAAGUGCUAGCGGUAGUUCCUCAGAAUCCGAUUCCGAUUCAGACAGCUUGUCAUCUUCAUCAAAUUCAAGCGGACCACGUAGCUCGCCCACGCCGCCUGAGAGAAAACGGGAACGUGAAAACAACGAUGACGAGAAUGCGCGGGAUGCACAUCAGCAUCAUCAGCGUCAGCAUCAACAACAACAACAAAUUCGAAAACGACAGCAACCUCAAAAUCCGCAAAAGAAUUCAGAAGCUGGACUUCCACCCACUGCUAUGGAUGCUCAAGAAGACACCAAAACAAAUGGUUAUUCGGAUGAGAACGAAAGCAGCGAUAGUGUUAGCAGCAAUGAAAGCAAUUCGUCCAAUAGUGAGGAUAAUGAAGAAGAAGAAUCAGCCAGAUGUAAACGGCAAAAUCAUCGAUCAAAUGAUCAUGGUAGCACUAGAAAACGUGAACGUGCUGGACGUUACGAAACUAGUGGUCACAUUACAAAAGCCAGACUUAAAAAUACCGCAGUCGCCACAAACACAACAAUUACAUCUGCCGCAAGAGAUAAAAAUACCUCAUGUACAGCCAAUACCCAUGAAGACUCCAAUGCCGAUGAUUCCAACCUCAGCAAUGACGAGGAUUCUUCCAACAGUGAUAACGGCCGUGCUGAACAAGAAAAAUCUAAAAAAUCGACAACCUGCAAGAACAUCAAUAUUAUUCAAACGUGUACUACGCUGCAAAAGGUACCAGAAGAAGCCCUGGAGAAAAAGACGACGACGGCCGCGGAGACUGAAGCAGUAAAAACACAAAAUUCCGAUUAUGAUGAAGAGGAUGGCGAUGAAGAGGCUUCAGAAUCAGCCGAAUCAGCUAAAAGCUCCAAUUCUUCUUUGGAGUCUCCUACAGAGAGCAGUAGCACCAGCAGUGAAGACACUGAAGAUGAUUAUCAGCCCACACGUCCGGCUCGUCAAACCCGCAAGCUCGCAACUGCCGAAAAAAUCAAGAAACCCAUCCGAAAAAAGAAAAAGAAACAGAAUUGGAAUUCUGAGGAAAGCGAUGAUAGCGAUGAUGAUAGUGACGAUUCUUUACCCGCCAGACGAAAGCCUCCCCUAAAGCACCAUAAACAACAGCAGCAAAAACGUAAUAGGAAGUCACCAUCAACGGAAGAAAGCGGCGAAGACAGCAAAAGGUUUGGCACACGGCGCGCUGCAGCAGCCGUCAGCUAUAAAGAACCUUCAGAAGAUGAAAAGACUGAUUCUGAAGAUUUGGUUGAGGUGGAUUACGGUGAGAGUCAGGCGGAAGCGGCUACUUUGGCUGCUGAGGAGGAAGAAAAGUGUGAAACUAUUGAACGCAUUUUAGCCAAACGUCAGGGCAAAAAAGGUUGCACUGGUAAUCAGACAACCAUUUAUGCUAUUGAAGAUAGUGGGGUUGAUCCCAACGAUGGUGUUGGAGAAGUUGAUUUGCAAAAUACCGAAGUGCAAUAUCUCAUUAAAUGGAAAGGUUGGUCUUACAUACACAACACGUGGGAAUCUGAGGAUACAUUACGCGAGCAAAAGGUUAAAGGGAUGAAAAAAUUAGAUAAUUUUAUUAAGAAGGAGCAAGAACAAGAAUAUUGGCGUAGGUACGCCGGGCCUGAAGAUAUUGAUUACUAUGAAUGUAAAUUAGAAUUACAAAACGAUUUAAUCAAGUCUUACAACAAUGUUGAUCGAAUCAUAGCCCGUAACGUUAAGCCGGAGGGCGUUAGUGAAUAUUUGUGCAAAUGGCAAUCAUUGCCGUAUUCAGAGGCCACUUGGGAAGAUGCAACCUUAGUGUUUCGCAAAUGGAAACGUUGCGUUGAUCAGUUUGAAGAGCGUGAAAUGUCUAAGUGUACUCCUUCGCGCCACUGCAAGGUGCUUAAAUAUCGUCCGAAAUUUUACAAAAUCAAAAGUCAACCAGAUUUUCUAAGUGAAUGUCUGGCAUUACGUGAUUAUCAGAUGGACGGUCUGAAUUGGCUUCUUCACUCGUGGUGUAAAGAAAAUUCAGUGAUAUUGGCCGACGAGAUGGGUUUAGGUAAAACUAUACAAACAAUAUGCUUUUUGUAUGCUCUGUUCAAGAUCCAUCAUUUGUAUGGGCCGUUUUUGUGUGUAGUGCCGUUAAGCACAAUGACUGCGUGGCAGCGUGAAUUUGAUCUCUGGGCUCCUGAAAUGAAUGUAGUCACCUAUUUGGGUGAUGUUAAAUCCCGCGAAAUGAUACGUCAAUACGAGUGGACUUUCGAUGGUUCGAAAAGACUGAAAUUUAAUUGUAUUCUCACCACAUAUGAAAUUGUUUUAAAAGAUAAAAUAUUUUUGGGUGCUUUGCAAUGGGCAGCGCUGCUAGUCGACGAGGCUCAUCGUUUAAAAAACGAUGAUUCUCUCCUCUACAAGUCCCUCAAAGAAUUCGACACAAAUCAUAGAUUGCUGAUUACCGGCACUCCAUUACAAAACUCUCUUAAAGAAUUAUGGGCACUGCUGCAUUUCAUAAUGCCCGAGAAAUUUGUAACUUGGGAAGAUUUCGAAUUGGAGCAUGGUAAUGCGGCCGACAAAGGUUACACCAAAUUGCAUCAACAACUUGAGCCGUAUAUACUACGUCGAGUCAAGAAAGAUGUAGAGAAAUCGUUGCCCGCUAAAGUUGAACAAAUAUUACGAGUUGAAAUGACUGCUCUGCAAAAGCAGUACUACAAAUGGAUAUUAACGAAAAAUUUCGAUGCUCUGCGGAAGGGUAAACGUGGUUCUACAUCAACGUUCUUGAAUAUAGUAAUUGAACUAAAAAAAUGUUGUAAUCAUGCGGCCCUAAUUCGGCCAUCCGAAUUUGAAUUGUUGGGAAUGCAACAAGAUGAGGCUUUACAAACGUUGCUGAAGGGUUCGGGAAAAUUGGUACUUCUAGAUAAACUUUUGUGCCGUCUCAAAGAGACAGGUCAUAGGGUUCUAAUAUUUUCCCAGAUGGUGCGCAUGUUAGACAUUUUAGCUGAAUAUUUGCAGAAACGUCAUUUCUCCUUUCAACGUUUGGAUGGCAGCAUAAAGGGCGAAAUGCGUCGUCAAGCUUUGGACCAUUUUAAUGCUGAAGGAAGUCAGGAUUUUUGCUUUCUUCUUUCCACUCGUGCGGGCGGGUUAGGUAUAAAUUUAGCAACCGCUGAUACCGUAAUUAUUUUCGAUUCCGAUUGGAAUCCCCAAAAUGAUCUGCAGGCCCAGGCCCGUGCUCAUCGAAUUGGUCAAAAAAAUCAAGUGAAUAUCUAUCGUUUGGUUACAGCCCGUUCUGUGGAGGAGCAAAUAGUCGAAAGAGCCAAACAGAAAAUGGUUUUGGAUCAUUUAGUUAUCCAGAGAAUGGACACUACUGGGCGUACCGUCCUAGAUAGGGGUAGUAGUGGUUCUACUAACACCACGCCAUUCAACAAAGACGACUUAUCGGCCAUUUUGAAAUUUGGGGCAGAAGAGUUGUUUAAAGAUGAACAGGACAACGAUGAGGAAUUGGUGUGUGACAUCGAUGAGAUUUUGCGUCGAGCCGAAACCCGCAAUGAAGAUCCCGAAAUGCCAGGUGACGAUUUGUUAUCCGCAUUUAAAGUUGCCAGUAUUGCAGCUUUCGAAGAAGAACCUGAUACCACUACGAAAGACAACGAAAAUGCGAUGACCGGGGAGCAGGAGGAAGACACUAAGGACUGGGAUGACAUAAUACCAGAGGAUUAUCGAAAAAUUGUGGAAGACGAAGAAAAAGCCAAAGAAAUGGAAGAUUUAUAUUUGCCGCCACGCCGAAAGACAACGGCCUCUGGACAGCAAGCGGAUACGCCAAAUAAAAAGGAAUCUGCAAGAAAAGGUCAGCCAGAUGACAGUAACGAUUCUGACUAUGAUGUUGGCUCAGAUGCCAGCGGUGAUGGCGAAGGUGGUAGACCUAAGAAGCGUGGGCGGCCAGCUAUGAAGGAGAAAAUAAUCGGUUUCACUGAUGCUGAAAUACGACGUUUUAUUAAAUCCUAUAAGAAAUUUCCUGCCCCGUUGAUGCGUCUCGAGGCUAUUGCAUGUGAUGCGGAGUUGCAGGAAAAGCCUUUGGCAGAGUUGAAACGUAUUGGCGAAAUGCUUCACGACAGAUGUGUCCAGUUCUUGGAAGAGCAUAAAGAGGAAAUCAGCAACUCAAAGAAGCCUGUUGACAACACUGAUGACAAUGGUUCCAAGCAAAGACGUAGCAGAGCCACAUUUUCGAUUAAACUCGGUGGAGUUUCCUUUAACGCUAAAACCCUCCUAGCAUGUGAAGAAGAAUUGAAACCCUUAAAUGAAUUAAUGCCAAGCUCAGCCAAUGAACGUCUCAUUUGGUCACUCGAUAUUAAAACAAGACCUGCGAACUUCGACGUGGAAUGGGGUGUGGAAGAGGACUCCAAAUUACUAUGCGGCAUUUAUCAGUACGGCAUUGGAUCGUGGGAACAAAUGAAAAUGGACCCAAGCCUCAAGUUAACCGAAAAGAUGCUGUUCAAUGAUGCUCGCAAACCACAGGCCAAGCAUUUGCAGUCACGAUCGGAAUACCUAUUGAAGAUUAUUAAGAAAAGUGUAGAGCUGAAGAAAGGUGUAGCGGGCAAGCAACGAAAGCCUCGUAAGCCCAGAACAGAAACGAAGAAUAUGUCCGUCAAUGCGACGCAUAAUUCAACACCAGAACGGAGAACACGUAACAUAUCAGAAGGCGAUGAAGCUUCGCAGUCCGCGCUCGCAGAGGCGGGAGCAACAGGAGAAAGACGGUCAAGAAGGGGAGAGAAUGGUUCCAAGCCGGACUAUAGCGAAAUGGAUUGCAAUUCGAAUGAUGUCGACGUUAGUAUGUCAUCAAUAUCAACUAAAAGAAAACAUAAACAUGGGACUCACAAAGAUAAAGAAGCAAGUAAAAGCUCUCGAAAUAAAAAACCUAGCACUUCAGAUUCCAGCAAUAAACCGAUGCAUUUUACUGCCAACAACGAGCCACGAGCGUUAGAUGUGUUAGGCGAUUUAGAUCCGAACAUUUUCAAUGAGUGCAAAGAGAAAAUGAGACCGGUUAAGAAAGCUCUAAAAGCUUUAGAUCGGCCUGAUUCGAGUCUUUCUAAUCAAGAUCAAAUUAAACACACGCGAGAAUGUCUAUUAUCCAUAGGAAAGCAAAUCGAUAUUUGUCUUGAGGCCUACAAAGAACCUGAGAAGAAAGAAUGGCGAAGUAAUUUAUGGUAUUUUGUGUCCAAAUUUACAGAAUUUGACGCCAAGAAAUUGUUUAAAUUAUAUAAAAGCGCUCUGAAAAAUGACGAAGAAAUCGGAGGUAAAACCUCCACAAAAGCGAAUUCCCAAUCACCUACCAAAAGGAUGAAAGAUGAACGCAUGGCACAAAAUGGCGAAACCGUAAACGAAGGAGGCAAAACGUUUAAGAAAAAGAAAAAAGAUAAAGAUCGAGAUAAAGAUAAAUUUGAACGCUAUGCAUCUACAGUUGACGAAAAGCCAGGUGUUAGCGGCCAAGGAGACAAAAAUAAACGUCUGGGUAUGAGCGCAACCGAUAUAUCGCCUCUGAAAAGGAAACGAGAUGAAAAUGAUUUAGGAGCUUUGGUUCCUGUGGGUAUUGGUGGCUCAAUGAAUGCAGAGUUAAAAGCUAUGUCUUUUAAACGCCUCAAUAUGGAUGCGAAUAGAGGAAGAAACCGUGAUGAACGAAAAAGUCGCUACCGUGACGAUUACUUUAGUCCCGGAAACAAUGACAGUUUGAAUCAUGAUCGUCGAAAUUCUUCACUACAUUCCCCAUCAACACCUAACAAUCGCGGACAUUUAAAUUUAGGUAAUAACCGCUUACCGCCAAGAGGCUAUUCUUCAGGUGGGAUGGGUAAUAUGGAUUGUGGUCGCAAUAACUCCUCUCCUUACGUUGAAGGUGGUGCUAGUGAACGCUGGAGGGGGCAUAGUCGGGAUCGUUACGGAAAUUCCGAUUACAAACGUGACCGUUAUGGUGGUGGUGGUGGUGGUGGUGGUGGUUAUCGUCGCGAUCACCGAGAUCGUGACCGGGAUCGCCGCAUGGAUAAAAGAAGAUAUCCACCGGCACAUAUGCCGCCUCAUGGUGGCUACGCCAAUCAUUACAUGCCGCCAAAUUAUUAUAUGGCAAAUGGAGUCUUGCCACCAGGCAUGGGUCCUCACGGUGGGUAUCGUCCUUUAGCGUCGGGCGAUCCGCGUUACAGUCAUGGCGGUGAUUGGUCAAGGGAACAUUAUGUGGCGGACUCCUAUCGACGAGGUGGGAGCGGUGCAGGCAAUUCGUCGGCAUCCAACAAUGGGAAUACCAGUGGAAUGGGAAUUGGUAUAACCGAAGGCUAUGAUAGACGUGGUCCACCUACAUAAUUCAUUGUAAUAUGUCUGCGUUCAAAAUACCUGCUUGCGUUUUUUUUUAGGACAUUUCUCCUCUAUGUACAGAUAUUUUUACACAGCUUUUAUAUAUAGUUGAAGUUUUGCGCCUCUCCAUUAUUCGGUUAAUUCUUGAAACGAAUCCUAGCCAAGCAUGGAACAAAUAAGUGAUUUUGUUAGAGGGACGUAGAAUUAAUUCAAGGGAUUUGUUAAAUGUUUGUUUUUUUUUUUUUCUUUUUCGAAUUAGCUACAAUUAAUUUUAUUUUUACUGUUUUUGGACUUGAAAAAUAUUUAGCUUUUGAAACUUUGAGGAAAAUGCUGUAAAAAGUAAGUGUUAAGUUAAUUUAAGAAAACCUUUUCUAUAUACAAAUAUAUACAUAUAUAUAUAUAUGUAUACAUAUAUAUAUAUAUAUACAUGUAUACAUAAAUACAUGAAUAUAUAUAUAUAUAUAUAUAUACAUUCUUAGAGCAGUCUAAAACUUAUCAUGCAUAAAAUAAUUUAUCAUCUUUAUGUGUAUACAUAUAUUAGAAUGGAACGAAUGUGGAAAAUUCCAAUUUGAAACUCACUUUAUGUUUUUAUUUAACUCUUAAUUUCAAACAGACAACAAUAUAAGAAAAAAAAAAAAAAAAAAAA
Glossina fuscipes is the source of this 7532-nucleotide messenger RNA. RefSeq names its product chromodomain-helicase-DNA-binding protein 1 (gene Chd1). Gene Ontology annotation, cellular component: chromatin; nucleus. Gene Ontology annotation, biological process: regulation of transcription by RNA polymerase II; nucleosome organization. NCBI's taxonomy places the organism in Eukaryota, Metazoa, Arthropoda, Insecta, Diptera, Glossinidae. The coding region runs from base 527 to 6895 and encodes 2122 amino acids. The record is from RefSeq and is a predicted model, not a curated record. The transcript is spliced from 9 exons. Gene Ontology annotation, molecular function: DNA binding; chromatin binding; ATP binding.